Messenger RNA from Letharia columbiana, 2784 nucleotides. RefSeq lists its product as uncharacterized. Lineage: Eukaryota; Fungi; Ascomycota; Lecanoromycetes; Lecanorales; Parmeliaceae. The transcript has a single exon. The record is from RefSeq and is a predicted model, not a curated record. Bases 1 to 2784 code for a protein of 927 amino acids.
AUGGAUCAUCUUCCCACCCCCAAAAACGCCGUUAGCAAUGAGAGGACAAUUGUACCUUACGUCUGCCUAAAAGGUUACGAUGGCGGAUCAUUUCUGACAUAUCCCAUUAGAGAAGGCGUCACUCAUGCAUUGCCGUCAGAUGGGAACGUUCCUGGUGGCUCCCCGUACAGGCAGCAUGAACGGGUAUAUCCAACACCGAAGCAAGAGCAAGAGGACUUCCUCCAGAUAUGGCUGUUUUUUGGACUGAUUCACGAGAUAUUGGGCGACCGCUACCGGCCUGAGGACCUCAUAUCUACCAUCGAAACCGAUGAUGGCCGAAAUCCCACUGUCUCGACCUUAGGACUUGUUGAAGCACUCGAUAAGUGGAUUUCUGACAUCCACGCCGGCUUCGUCAACCCUCGUCACACCUACGAGCACAUUGCAGAAUGCCUGCGCCUGGCUUUUGCUACGAUCCAUGGGGCCGGUCCAGACUUUGAUCCGCGGAUCAAAUUUUCACUUGCUUCGCUGGGAGAAUUGUUCACGCUUGCUACAAAUGAAGCUUACAACGUGACGACCAAUAAAUGUCCGAGCGCGUUUGGUCGACUUAUAGAUCUGGAAUACGCCUAUUGGAAAGCUCCGAUGCUAUCAACUGGGUGGUGCCCAAGUCAGUUGAGAGUAAAUGUCGAGAAUCAUUGGUACCUACAAACUAUGCACUUUCUUACGUUCCUCGGCCAGCCAGCAUCGGACGGGUUUCAUCGAAGGUGCAGCAAUGAUCGAUGCUUAGCCUACCAGAACGAUCUGGCUACAUAUCAGACGAAACAUCUCACUGGCUGUAAAUGCGAGUAUAUCUCGAUUGACACUAAGCGCUUAACUGAAAUCUUGGAAAGCGGAUCUUUGCCUCUAUUGCGCAUCCAGGAAAGCCAUACAUUGAACGAACUUUCAAUCGAAUUAGUGCCAUCACAGUCAACGACUCGCUACAUUGCCUUAUCCCAUGUCUGGGCAGAUGGAUUGGGAAACCCCUACGAGAACGCACUACCUCGGUGCCAAUUAGGUUUCUUGCAUCAAACCAUCAACAAAUACUAUGCAAAGUUGUACCCUCAGGCAGUCGAGGAAAUCUUGCUUUGGUGUGACACUCUUUGCUGCCCAGUAGAACCGGGAGAGGCGAAGAACAUAGCUUUAGCACAGAUGAAAAAGACCUAUCUAGAGGCAACCCGCGUCCUUGUUCUCGACGCAUCAUUGCGAAUGUAUGAUUUCAACUCAAUGGAAGCCGACGAGGCUUGUAUAAGGAUCCUCAACUCAGGGUGGACUCGUCGACUUUGGACUUUACAAGAAGGCGCACUUCCAGCAAAGAGUUUUCGACUAUCGUUCUUGUUCAAAGACGAAGCAAUCAACAUAAACUAUCUCGUACAUAAGAUGUAUCAGAUCCUCGGAUCAAGCGUUGGCAGAAAAGGACUUGCCAGUAACAUUAUCACCCAAAUAUUGAAAUUCGCGAGGAUCCCUAAUGAAGUUGACGGCAAUCGAUGGGAUCUUGGGGCCGUUGAGACUGGUCUCCAACACCGCUCUGUCAGUGUUCCUUCAGAUGAGCCGCUACUUAUCGCACACCUUCUGGACCUGGAUGUAGCCUAUGUACUCAAUGGCCCAUGUCCAUUAGCGAAUUGCGCGAACUUUGGCUGUGACCAUUCUCGAACCCAUCGCAUGUGGUUUUUAAUGCCUACCGCAUUCCGAGGUAUACCCAAAAACGUUCUCCUCCGCGUGGGCCCCAGGUUGAGUGAACCUGGCUUUAGAUGGGCCCCAUCGACACUGUUGUACAAUGGCCCUCGAAACCACGCCUUAUAUCCUCGGACAAUAACUAGGAACGAAGAUACACCUACCACUGGUGGUCCCAUGUUUGGGACUCAGGCUGUCAUGUUCUCUACGCUACUACAUCUAUUCGCUGUGCUCGUGUCGAAUCUUUUGAAUCCUCUUGCACGUUCCUUCUACUGCAUACGAGGCCGCUUGGAGACGUUUUGCUGGAUACCCGCGAUAUCACGGACUCUCAAGCGUACGAAUUUAGUAACAGAGAACGCAAGCUGGGGCGUACCUACCAAUCGUGGCCUCUUAGUUCGCUUUACCGGCUACAGCUUUUCGAUGGCGCAUUGCCCACCGGGCAUACCCCCUAACGAUUGGAAUACGAUUGAGCAAGGUUCGGUUUACUCGCGUGGCGUUGAUGGAACAUGGUACCACAUUACUCGUAGCCUUCCCGCGGAACACGAUCCUUUCCUCUCCACCAAAUCGCUCAAUGCGAUCAUUCAGGAGGAGAGCAACCUUUGGAUCACGCACGUGGAGUCGGCCUUCAAUAAGCCUCAACUCGUAGCCGAAGCAAAGAAUGAGCAACAGGUUACACAUGGACUUCUGGUCCAGCUGCUAUCUGACGAAGAAGACAUCAAAUAUGUCCAAACUAAGCUACAUGUCAGAAUUGGAGUCGAACGAAAGACUACGCGAAACUUGCUCGAAGCAGCCUACCAGUCUGCUCGUCAGGUUUCCCGGAAUUCAUCCGCGAAAGGAUUAGGAGCAAAGUCUGAUGGCGAACAAAAUCAAGUCAAUGACGUUAAUUGGCCCCAGCACAGUCUGAUUCUGGAAGGUCUCAAGCAAGAGAUACAACGAGUCGCGGUCCUAAAUGCGAGUCAGGAUGUGACCGCUGCUGCCGAAGUCUACUUGCCAAAUGGCAUGAUGCUGUUCCAGGCCCUGAUCGGUAUGAUGGUUGUGGGCGGGUAUGGCUGCCUGGGUCCAAGAACAGCGGACGAGCAACAGUGGUGCUUCGAUUGA